AUGACGAAACGAACGAGUCGAGAGAAAGUUGAGGGAGUGGAGGAGUCCGCGCUCGGAUGCUGUGCCCAUAGGGAGGAACGAGUCCCAGGCAGCGACGAAACAGCCCCCCAAAGUUCCCCUGGUCCCCCAAGUGCCUCCCGGCUCGAAGGAGGUCACUGCUCUUCCCUGAGAAAAGAAAGGACUGGAUGCCACCCAGAUUCGCCGGCGAUUCGAGAACGGCCGGAACCACGGCCGUACCAAGAGAUUCCGUGUUGCCCUGCUUUUGGCCCCCAGGCUCCGUUCGCAAGUAAACCAGGCGAACAAAAAGGACUGGAUGCCACCCAGAUUCGCCGGCGAUUCGAGAACGGCCGGAACCACGGCCGUACCAAGAGAUUCCGUGUUGCCCUGCUUUUGACCCCCAGGCUCCGUUCGCAAGCGGCGAUCCUGUUGGCGCUGUGGGCCGUCGUCGGCGGCACCCGAUCCCGCGGGUACGACGAUGCGCGACUCGCGCGAAGGUCCUACGGCGAUGGAAACCCGCGAAACAGAUACGCGAACAUCGGGAAUCCGUACAGCGUGGAAAACGACUACUCCCGAUACGAUAUAACCAGUAUGGGACUUCGCUGAUGCAUUCUUCGCUGA
Darwinula stevensoni is the source of this 618-nucleotide messenger RNA. The record is from the annotation of a GenBank genome assembly. Lineage: Eukaryota; Metazoa; Arthropoda; Ostracoda; Podocopida; Darwinulidae.